This is a messenger RNA of Linum tenue, 1311 nucleotides long. Lineage: Eukaryota; Viridiplantae; Streptophyta; Magnoliopsida; Malpighiales; Linaceae. The record is from the annotation of a GenBank genome assembly.
AUGUGGCAGAUUGUUGCGGUGAAGCAGCUGAACCAGGAUGGAAUGCAGGGGAAUCAAGAAUUCAUCGUUGAGGUUCUGAUGUUGAGCUUACUACACCAUCCUAAUCUCGUUACCUUGACGGGCUACUGUACUGCUGGAGACCAGAGAUUGUUGGUCUACGAGUACAUGCCUAGAGGCAGCUUGGAACGUCAUCUUUUUGAUGCGGACACUGGCAAAGAGCCACUGAGUUGGAGCACACAGAUGAAAAUUGCAGUCAAUGCAGCUAGAGUCCUAGAGUACCUUCACUGCAAAGCAAAUCCACUAGUGAUCUACCGUGACCUAAAAUCUGCAAACAUCUUGUUGGACAAGGACUUUCACGCCAAGCUAUCUGAUUUCGGGCUUGCAAAACUGGGACCAGUUGGCGACAACACUCACGUCUCCACUCGAGUCAUGGGAACGUACGGAUACUGUGCCCCUGAGUAUGCCAUGAGUGGGAAAUUGACUCUUAAAUCAGACAUCUAUAGCUUUGGCGUGGUGCUGUUGGAGCUCAUCUCUGGACGUAAGGCAAUGGAUUAUAGCAGAAGGCAAGGGGAGCAGAACCUCGUUGUGUGGUCUCGCCCCUAUCUGAAGGGCCAGAAGAAAUUUUGUCAAAUGGUUGACCCUCGGCUACAAGGCUGCUACCCUCGUCGGUGUCUGAACUAUGCCAUUGCCAUAGCUGGAAUGUGCCUCCACGAUGAGGCACAUUUACGCCCUCUGAUUGGCGAUAUAGUGGUCGCCCUCGAGUACCUAGCUGCCCAAAGCACUGAGCACAUGAGCGGAAAGGCAAGAAGCGAGAUCGUCUUACCCUCCUCAACAUCAGACAGAAGCGGGCCAAUGACACCACACUCCUCAAAACUGGAGGCAAAUGCACGAAGUGAAAUCAUCUUGCCCUCCUCAAAAUCAGAUGAAAGUGGAGCAAUGAUGCCACCCUCCUCAAAAUCAGAGAUAUCUUGCAAGCUGUGAGAAAGGAUGGAAAGAGUGAAUAUACAUAAAAUUUAUUGAUGGAUGAAUGUUGUUUAUAUACAGAAUGUGUACAUGAAUUGCACAUAAGGGUGGUGUGUGAUGUAUGGGAGGGUAGAAGGGGCUUCCUUUGUUUUCUUCUUUUCCCACUAUUUCUCUUCUUGUUUGAUUUCUUGUGAAGAAUGGAGCAUAGUAUGUUAGAUUAUAUAUCAAUCAAUAAAAGAGACCCUUUCAUAACCCAGCUUGAAAAGUGAGAUCAAUGGACAUUGUAUUGAAUUACCAUUGAGCAAUUAAGAUGCAUAAAUUGUCCUGGAAAUGGUAUGAAAGUUUCAA